AUGAGUGAUGCUGAGGUUCACCACGAACGUGACACCGAGGAGAACAAGCCUAUCAACUUCGAAUGGACUCCUGAACUCGUGAAGAUUGGAACCUCUCGCGGCGCGAUACAUCCGUCGAUUGGUCCCCUCGAAUUCUACAACGGCUUCGGACGGGAAUAUAAGUACCGGCCCGGCAUGACCCUGCCAGACCCCGCGGAUACGCGGGAGUGUAUGAGGUGGGUUGGGCUAUCCGACAAGAAGAUCAUUGAGGUGGAACAAAAGUACAAUGAAAUACAUCCAGAUCAACAAGGACCCAGCCGUGGAUAUGACGAGAAAUUUCAGCACCAUGAACAUGCCUACAAUGAAAUUACAUUCCCUAAGAUUGAGGAAAUGUUGGAUAUGUUCAUUCAAGGAAUGCACGAUGACCACGAUGAGCCUGAAUAUACCCAUAAGGGUUACAUUGAGAAGGGCAUCCAGCUAGGACUCCGGCCAGAAUUUGCAAUAUUCUGUGGACUACAUGAGACUGAUCCCCGAGCUAUUGCUGAGCCCCGCCUAUUCGAGGAAUUAUGGUUUGUCAUCAACAGCCCAGCAUCUAUCAUGAGUGAUACCCUUAUUCCGUUUUGGAUACAACUUAGGGAAUUAAUAAUGUCGAAGCUGUUAUACGAGGGGAAGGCAUGGACGGAUCGUGAUGGAACAUGGUUGGUCCGCGAGGGGGAAAAUAUGGAUCAAGCGAAAGCGAGAGUGGAUGAUCGAGAGCGUCAGAGGCUAAAAGGGCAAGCGAUAAAGGAAAAUAAAGAAAGACUGGAACGCUACUACCAAGAUCAGGCCAGAGAGCACGCGGAGGACUUGGCAAGGUGGGCAGAAGAAGACAGAUUGGAGGCGGAGAUGCUGAAGCAACAAAGUGACAAAGCCUGUUCGGCAGAAGGAUGA
Messenger RNA from Penicillium samsonianum, 909 nucleotides. RefSeq lists its product as uncharacterized. The transcript has 2 exons. The coding region runs from base 1 to 909 and encodes 302 amino acids. The record is from RefSeq and is a predicted model, not a curated record. NCBI's taxonomy places the organism in Eukaryota, Fungi, Ascomycota, Eurotiomycetes, Eurotiales, Aspergillaceae.